This is a messenger RNA of Pieris rapae (cabbage white), 2180 nucleotides long. RefSeq lists its product as uncharacterized. The transcript has 4 exons. NCBI's taxonomy places the organism in Eukaryota, Metazoa, Arthropoda, Insecta, Lepidoptera, Pieridae. The record is from RefSeq and is a predicted model, not a curated record. Bases 273 to 1025 code for a protein of 250 amino acids.
GCAACAUUGUAAGCAAUGUGAUCGCCUACUUAAUCUGUGGAUACAAGCGAUUUUUUGUUCAAAAUUUGAAAUUUUCUUUUGAUGUUACUACUAACUUUCUACUUUGGUAAAAUUUCAAAUAAUUUGUUCCGCGUUUAGAAUUGAUCGUUAAACUGAGAACAAAGCAAUAGAAAAGAAAACUUAAUUAAUUAUUUACAUAGUUAUAUAUUGUCUAUUUGUAUUAAUAUUUAAAUGUUAAAAGUUAAUUUGUGUUUACAUUGCAAGAAGCAAUAAUGUCGUGUUUUACUGAUUUUGAAAAUAUGGACGAAGAAAUUAAAGAACUUUUCAAAAACUACAAAAACAAAAGAGCUACAAUAUAUGAACCAUGUACUAACAAUAAUUUCAAGGAGUGUUUAAUCGGACUUUCAGAGGAACUAGGACUUCUCAACAUAAAUUAUGUAUUUAACCCCCAUAUCAACAUUGAAGGGGAAACUUUGAGCUCAGAUGCCUUAAUAAAACUGAUAAAUGCUGUAUGGACACUGUUGCAUCAUUAUAAAAAUAUUGCAGAAAAAUGUGAAGCUUUACAAGAACAAAACUAUAUUCUGGAACAUAGUAAUAAACAAUUAAAUGGUUCCAUGGGUAAAUUAAAAAAUAAACUGAACACAGAGAAAAAUGAGUCCCGAGCUUGCGUUGCUUCUGCUCAAAGGGUUUCUGACCAAUCAAAUGAAGUGUAUCAGAAGUUAAUUGACACUCGUGCAAAAUUAAAUCAUGUGGUGAAACAAAAGGAGGCAAAUGAGAAAUCAUUACAAAAUAAGAUAGCGAGGUUGACGCUGGAGAAUGAAAAGUUAACUGACAAACUUAGGGGUAAACCAAGUGGAUACACACCAUGCGCAGACGUCUGUGAUGCAACCGUCAGACACUUAAAGGAAAAGGAGAAGAAACACAAGUCAAUAAUAGCUCAAUUACAGGCCAAUAACCAGGAACUGUUAAACGAAGUUAUAUCUAUGAAGGAGGAGCUCAUUUUGUCUGGUUUAAAAAAUAUUUAGUGUAACACGGAUUAAUGCUUAUUAGAAAAACUCUGUUUUGCACAAAUAUAAAUGUUAUUAAUAAUUUACAUCACAAUCUAGUAUUUUACAAUUGACACGAUUUUAGAAAAAAAUCUCAAGGGCUAUUUGAUUUAUUGCUUAUUUAUAAUGUUCCUCAGUUACCAAAAAGUAUUAUAAUAAGGUUGUUUUAACUGAUUUAAACAAGUUAACUAUUAGGAUAAGUUAUUGACUAUGAUAGGUAGCAGUAACGGUUAACAUAUUUGUCAUUUGUCAACUCUUAAGUAGGUUUAAAACUAGAGACAGUUUGUACCAAAGUUUUUUUUUUUUUAAAACAAAUGUUUUACUAAUUUGUAUUCAUUAGCGAUACAGAGACACAAGUCGGGUUCGCAAUGAUUACUCGAUUUUAUUAGUUCUAUUAAUUCGAAUUGAUAUAGUUGUACGUUAUUAUAUUAUAGGUAUUGUUAGAUGUGCCUUCAACUUUAAAGCUUCAUUGUUGUUCGUUUUGUAAGAAAAUCAUUAUAAAAGUAGCUUUCACCUGGGUGCUUUUCUCUUUCAUAAGUCCGUCACAUUAAAGAAACUACAUAUUUUAAAUGAUUUUACCAAUAACCUGACUAGCUAAACCAAGUUGUGUAUCAUGACCUGAAAACCUAACACACACAUGGUAUGCAGAUUGACCAGUGAUUGUCUAAAGACAAAAUGAUUCAUUGAAUUUCAACCAUUAUUUUGUCUUCAUGUUCAAAAUAAUGGUUUUUAGGAUUUUUUCGUUGAUUUAAACUAACAGGAAAUAAUGUUGUCAUUUUUAUUAUCUAUAUAUGUACGUUAAUUAGUCAGAUUUUGUAUAGUGGACAAAAUGUGAAAAUAAAUACUGUUUCAAUCGCCAACUACUCAAGGACAUAUCUGGCUAAUCGAUAAUUGAUUAUUUUAUAUAAGGUCGUUUAUACACUUUGAAAUAUACGUGAAAUCAUAUUAUCCGGCUUUUUUUAAAUAAUUUCUUAUCCAAUAUGCAGGAAUUAUAACUGUCAAACGCAUCAUAUCACAUAUGACACUUGAACAUAUUUUUAGACGUUUAUAAAUAAUUAAAUUGAAGACAUUGUUAUCGUGUGUGAUUUUGUAAAAUUAGUUACUUUUCGAGGUUAAUAAACAAUUGCAAUACGA